UGUGCGUGUGCGCACGCGCGCGUGUGUGAUGCACUGCUACUUCUAAUAAUAGAGGAGGUAGACUGCCUUCUCCUUUAAGAGCCUACUUGUUGCUUACUCAAAUAAGAAAAUAGCAACAAAAUGGUUAUCAAAGUGUUUCUCGCCACCUCAUCGGGAUCCACGGCGAUCAAGAAGAAGCAGCAAGAUGUGGUCGGCUUCCUGGAAGCAUUGAAGGUUGACUACACCCAGCUAGACAUCGCAUGCAAUGAGGAGAACCGCAUGUGGAUGAGGCAAAAUGUUCCAGAGGAGAAGAAACCCUCCAAUGGCAUCCCACUGCCCCCUCAGAUUUUCAAUGAAGAGAGUUACUGUGGGGACUAUGAGACAUUCUUUGAUGCCAAGGAAGACAACUCGGUAUUUGCCUUCUUGGGGUUAGCCCCUCCUCCUGGUUCAAAGGAAGCACUGAAGGCUGAUGAGGAAGAACACAUAAUGGAGAAUGGCACUCAUGCUGAAGAAACCAAUGAGGAGGGAAUGGAUGACUCAAUAGAGGUUCCAGAGGUAGACCGUAACGGCGAUGUCUACGAAAACGAGGACGAGGAGGGCAAAGAGGACGUGGAAGAACCGGUAGCAGAGCCUGAAGAAAAUGAAGACUCCGAAGGAGGAGGAGACAACGAACCUGAAGACACAGGUCAUGCAGAGGAGUAUGAAGAACAGGAGGAAGACGAGUUGCAGUCAGAGGAUGAUGAGGAACUACGGCAGCUCGAGGAGGAAGAAGAGGCGGACGUAGAAGAGGGAGAAGAAGACUACUUGGAAGAAACACAGGAAGAAGAGGCUGAGUAGUUAAAGCAAGGGAACACGUCGACACCCUCUCAUUUAAGCCUGAAGGAGCCUCCUGUGACAUCUUUCCCUGACCCCCUACCAUUGGCAACUUCGGCUCCUACAGGAAGCAUCUCGACUUUCUCCCCAAAGGCAGUGCUUGCUGCACCCGCCUUGAAAACAAACAAACAAACAAACAAAAAAAACUCAUAUCACUGGUCAUGUGCUUGAAAAUGUCAAGGGAAAAGUCAUCUUUGUCUUUUAUCCUCUUUGGACAGAUUUCUUUUUAUAUUUGACAUUCAGAAACUUAACAAAC
Molecule: messenger RNA, 1108 nt
Organism: Corythoichthys intestinalis (scribbled pipefish)
Lineage: Eukaryota; Metazoa; Chordata; Actinopteri; Syngnathiformes; Syngnathidae
Gene: sh3bgr
Product: SH3 domain binding glutamate-rich protein
Exons: 12
Coding region: 121-816 (231 amino acids)
Cellular component (GO): cytoplasm
Source: RefSeq, a predicted model, not a curated record